Messenger RNA from Bipolaris victoriae FI3, 993 nucleotides. RefSeq lists its product as hypothetical. The coding region runs from base 1 to 993 and encodes 330 amino acids. The transcript has 5 exons. Lineage: Eukaryota; Fungi; Ascomycota; Dothideomycetes; Pleosporales; Pleosporaceae. The record is from RefSeq and is a predicted model, not a curated record.
AUGGAGCUAAACUUUCAGCCUGAUGCUUCAGAGGACCAACCAAGCCCAAAAGCCCUUACCAUUCACCCUGAUUCGAACGGGAAUUAUCUAUGCAAGAGUUGUUCGAAGUCCUUCGCCCAUCCCGAGCCAUAUCGGUACCACGCAAGCAAGCACAACGCUACUGUUGAAUAUAUUUACGAUGAAUACAAGCAGCUGGCUACCUUGAAGCCAGAAAUCAAGGCUUUUUUUGGCGUUCAUUGCGAUGGCAGUACCCACUAUGUUCGAACGUCUAUCUCGCAACCCGUUGGACUCGGCUCUACCAUAAAUGGGGCAGAUGAAGACGUGGUGUUGGCUUUUGAAGAAUUCCGCAGACGUGAUUUCAGUUCUACGGAAAUGCACAAAGAAACAGUCCCGAGACAGUCAGGGUCUAGUCGUUGGCCUAGCAGACCAAACACGAGAUUGAAGUUGCCUUCUCAGUCAACCGAGACCCUGAUGGCCAACGACAGACGUAGCCAACACACUGACGAUCUAACCUUGACCGCAAGCCGGUCUAGCAGACCAGACACGAAGUCACCUUCUCAGUCAACCGAGACCCUGACGGCCAACGACAAACGUAGCCAAGAUGUUGACGACCCAGCCUCAACUGCAAGGAAUAGUCUUCCCGAGCACGUCACUGGAAUCGUAGCUGUAGCUUCUUUCUUCUCGACUGCUGAUGGUGUUCACGGCCACGAAGUACUUGUCACAACUCGCUCAGACACUAUAAUCCUUUUAGGACUAGUGGAUCUUGACGCGCUUCUUCAACACCCGCGCCUCGCGAAACAACUACAGGAGAUGAUUGGUGGGCAUACCUUCCCGAAGCUGCUGAAGUACAAGAAGAAGCCCAAGGAUACCAAGGUUAUGAUUUAUCGGGGCAACCUACCAAAUGAUUUGCCUAUUGGAGUACGCGAAGGAGUUCGAUUGGACGACUGCUCUCCAGUGCUUCAAGCAGAAGUUUGCUCUAUUCUUGACUCAUGA